GGUAAUGACAGAUUGUCAAUAAUUGUACGAAGAAUUUUCAAGCAAUUUCUUUCAGCUAGUAUUAAUCUUAGUAGGAAGUAAAAUGCACAUUAGUAUUAUGAUCGUGCUUAGCUUAGACGAUAUCUAUUUUAAUUUGUUUCACAAAAUAUUACUUACACGUGUAACAUACAGUUGGCACAUGACCAAAAAAAUUAACGCUAUAAGUAUUCCCAAAAAUAGUUAAAGGUUAUAGUAAAUAUUUUUGGAGUUUUGUUAUAUAAUUGUAUUUGAAAAUGUCUGUGUUUAGCAAAAACGUGAUUGUAGCAUUUAAAAAGUAUCCUGUUCUUCGUGGCAUGGCAUCAUAUGGUAUUAUUUGGCCUAUAUCUAGUUUUAUACAACAAACAUUUGAGGGAAAACGUUUUGAUUCUGAUGAUAAGUAUGAUUGGUUGAGAUGUGCUCGCUUUGGUUUAUAUGGUUCCUGCUAUGUUGCUCCUACACUUUAUACUUGGUUAACAAUAGCUAGUAUAAUGUGGCCUGGAAAUACCAUUAAAGCUGCAGCCUUUAAGACAUUUUUUGAAACCAUUACAUAUACUCCGUUUGCAAUGUGCAGUUUCUACUUUGGUAUGAGUUUAUUAGAACUCAAGACUUUUAACGAAGCAGUUGCAGAAGUAAACUCCAAAUUCUGGCCUACUUACAAGGUAGGUGCAUCUAUCUGGCCAGCAGUUGCAAUGAUUAACUUCUGUUUAAUACCUGAAAAAAAUAGAGUUCCAUUUAUUAGUCUCUGUAGUCUCAUAUGGACAUGCUUCUUGGCUUAUAUGAAACAUUUAGAUAAAGAUAAUGUUGCUUUACAUUCUGAAAAACGGUCUGGUCAGUUAUUAAGUGCUUAAAAAAUUAUUUAAUAUCAUGAAAUAUGACAUCAUAUUUCAUAAGUCGAAAAUAGAUUUGCAUUGUAACUUUUGGAUCUUGAUUAAUUAAAUUUACAGUGAUAUUCAGCCGGGAGCACAAGUACAAAUAUACUUGUUACCCAGUUUCUUAUUUAUAUAGGAUCUUGAAGUAAUUUUGUAAAGCACUGUGCACAGUUGUGCAAGCUGUUGUGGACAUUUAUGCAAUAUUUAGAGCAAUUUAUUACUGUUGUAUUAUUUAUAAGUAUUUUGAGCAGUAUUAGAAUUUUAUAACUUUCAACAUCUCAUAAUAGAAAGUGUAGUAUUACCUUUCAUAUAGUAUUACAUUUAACAAUAAUACCAUUCUAAACUCAACAUCAAAAGUACAAUUAUAUCAAGCAUAAAGCUAUGAAUCUUGAUUUUUUAUUAUUGUAAGUUUAUGUACAAUAUUAUAAAAAUCUAUUGACCAUUGUUUAUGAUGAUACAUUUUAGGGUAAUCUUUUUUUAUUAUAUUCAAAUAUUAAAAGUCAAAGACGAACAAAUAUAAUUAAAUAAAGCAAGACUACCACCACAUACAGCACACUUUUUGAAAUUAGCAAAUUUCUUAUCAACACAAAUUAAAUCCUUAGAAAUCACAAUUUUAUUUAAAUUUGUGUAGUUCAUACAUAAAACUGUUUUGUUUGAAUGAUUUGGUUUAAAAAUGUAACACAUAUUGUUACAAGUAAAAAUGGCUUGAUUAAAUUUAUAAAAACUUAGUUAGUAUGUGUAAUAAUCUCAAAGAUUUGACAUGUGAUUCCUACAAUACAGGUAUUUGCAAUUAAAUUGCAUGUUAGAAUAAUGUAUACUUUAUGUAUGUAUUUAAUUUUAAAGUAUUUAUAUCUGAAUAUGAGAAUAUAGGAUAUUCAUUAUUAAAAUGACAUUAAAAUAAUAACAUAAUGAAAAAAAAUAUACAUAUGGAUAGUAGAAC
Molecule: messenger RNA, 1827 nt
Organism: Vanessa atalanta (red admiral)
Lineage: Eukaryota; Metazoa; Arthropoda; Insecta; Lepidoptera; Nymphalidae
Product: mpv17-like protein
Exons: 4
Coding region: 273-866 (197 amino acids)
Cellular component (GO): membrane; cytoplasm
Source: RefSeq, a predicted model, not a curated record